UUUUUUUUUUCCUCCUUUCAGCUUAUCAAGCAGCACAAUCAAACCAUGCCAAAGGUCGUAUCUAAAAAAUUUAAUCAGAGGACUGAGAAGAAGAAGGAGGAGAAGACAGCCAAUUCAGCAUCAGCCUCUUCAGCAGCCAGUCGUGCUUUUGGUCCUCUUUUCAAUAAAGAUCUUGGUCAACAUAUUCUCAAGAACCCUCUUGUUGCCCAGGGCAUUGUAGACAAGGCUUACCUCAAACCAACAGAUACAGUUCUUGAAAUUGGUCCCGGUACAGGAAACUUGACAGUCAAGAUCUUGGAGAAAUGCAAGAAGGUUGUUGCUGUCGAGAUGGAUCCUCGACUUGCAGCAGAAUUGACUAAACGUGUUCAUGGAACUCCUGAUCAAAGGAGAUUGGAGAUCAUGAUUGGAGAUUUCAUGAAGACUACGCUGCCUUACUUUGACGUCUGCAUCAGUAACACUCCAUAUCAGAUUUCUUCAGUACUUGUGUUCAAACUUUUGGAGCACCGGCCCAUUUUUAGAACUUCAGUCCUCAUGUUUCAGCGUGAAUUUGCUCUUCGUCUCGUCGCCAAACCUGGUGAUAGUCUCUACUGCCGUUUGAGUGUCAAUGUUCAACUCUAUGCUAAAGUUGAGCAUAUCAUGAAAGUUGGCAAGAAUAACUUCCGUCCUCCACCUCAAGUUGAAUCUAGUGUAGUACGGUUAGAACCGAAGAACCCUCCUCCUCCUGUCGAUUUCAAGGAAUGGGAUGGAUUGAUGCGUAUCUUGUUUGUUCGCAAGAACAAGACCCUCUCUGCCAGCUUUAAGACUGAUACUGUGAUGGAGAUGUUGGAGACGAACUACAAGACCUUUUGUGCAACACAUGAUCGGAUGAUCGAGGAUCCCUUGGAUAUGAAGGCCAAGGUCCAAGGGGUGUUGACCAACGCUGGAUUAGCAGAGGAACGUGCAGCAAAGAUGGAUCAGGAUGACUUUCUCAAAUUGCUGACGGCAUUCAAUGAAGAAGGCAUCCAUUUCUGCUAAGCUGAUAUAUAUAAAGUACAAUCCCCCUCCUCUUUCUUCUUUCUUUCUACCUGUUCAUUUGUAAAAAUCUCCAUAUCACAUCAUAAUAGCUUUCAUAUACC
Lobosporangium transversale is the source of this 1115-nucleotide messenger RNA. RefSeq names its product dimethyladenosine transferase. Bases 46 to 1014 code for a protein of 322 amino acids. NCBI's taxonomy places the organism in Eukaryota, Fungi, Mortierellomycota, Mortierellomycetes, Mortierellales, Mortierellaceae. Gene Ontology annotation, cellular component: mitochondrial matrix. The record is from RefSeq and is a predicted model, not a curated record. The transcript is spliced from 4 exons. Gene Ontology annotation, biological process: rRNA methylation. Gene Ontology annotation, molecular function: rRNA (adenine-N6,N6-)-dimethyltransferase activity.